AUGAACUACUGUAACUCCCCAUCUCCUCCAAUCAACUACUGUAACUCCCCAUCUCCUCCAAUCAACUACUGUAAAUCCCCGUCUCCACCAAUCAACUACUGUAAAUCCCCGUCUCCACCAAUCAACGACUGUAACUCCCCGUCCCCACCAAUCAACUACUGUAACUCCCCGUCCCCACCAAUCAACUACUGUAAAUCCCCGUCUCCACCAAUCAACUACUGUAACUCCCCGUCUCCUCCAAUCAACUACUGUAUCUCCCCAUCUCCACCAAUCAACUACUGUAACUCCCCGUCUCCACCAAUCAACUACUGUAACUCCCCGUCCCCACCAAUCAACUACUGUAAAUCCCCGUCUCCACCAAUCAACUACUGUAACUCCCCGUCUCCACCAAUCAACUACUUUAACCCUCCGUCCCCACCAAUCAUCUACUGUAACUCCCCGUCCCCACCAAUCAACUACUGUAACUCCCCGUCCCCACCAAUCAACUACUGUAACUCCCCGUCCCCACCAAUCAACUACUGUAACUCCCCGUCCCCACCAAUCAACUACUGUAACUCCCCGUCCCCACCAAUCAACUACUGUAACUCCCCGUCCCCACCAAUCAACUACUGUAACUCCCCGUCCCCACCAAUCAACUACUGUAACUCCCCGUCUCGACCAAUCAACUACUGUAAAUCCCCGUCUCCACCAAUCAACUACUGUAACUCCCCGUCUCCUCCAAUCAACUACUGUAUCUCCCCGUCUCCACCAAUCAACUACUGUAACUCCCCGUCUCCACCAAUCAACUACUGUAACUCCCCGUCUCCACUAAUCAACUACUGUAACUCCCCGUCCCCACCAAUCAACUACUUUAACCCUCCGUCCCCACCAAUCAACUACUGUAACUCCCCGUCCCCACCAAUCAACUACUGUAACUCCCCGUCUCCACCAAUCAACUACUUUAACCCUCCGUCCCCACCAAUCAACUACUGUAACAUCCCGUCUCCACCAAUCAACUACUGUAACUCCCGUCUCCACCAAUCAACUACUGUAACUCCCGUCCCCACCAAUCAACUACUGUAA
Messenger RNA from Oncorhynchus masou masou (cherry salmon), 1062 nucleotides. RefSeq lists its product as uncharacterized. The record is from RefSeq and is a predicted model, not a curated record. The transcript has a single exon. Bases 1 to 1062 code for a protein of 353 amino acids. NCBI's taxonomy places the organism in Eukaryota, Metazoa, Chordata, Actinopteri, Salmoniformes, Salmonidae.